AAAUCUUAUAAAUUUAAUAAUACAGAAUAUGUUGACGAUUGGUAAUCAUGGGAAAUAUACAUACCAACCAGUAUCCGUACAAAUGCGCCAAACCUUUUAUGAUAAAAAUGAUAUAGGACUGAAUCAGAUAAUGUUGUAAAAUAACAUUACAUUUAUUAUCAAGAGAUAACUUUCCAGCAUGGUCAGCACUGAAUCUUAAACCAAGUUAAUGAACGAAUACUUGUCUGUCGUUUGAGACCACUCUCACAGACAUAUCUUGAACAGCUUGUCGACAAUCACAGUUUUCUCUAAUUUAACUGUGUCACUAGUCCGAUGUAGUUUCUAACCUGAUUGUAUGAUAGGUGUGUUGAUAGACGAGGCGAGUGUCACUGCUCUAAUAUUGUCAUUACAUAACAUAUCAUUGCGCGUUUGCUUGAAAUAAAAAAUAUUUUUGUUUUGAUAUAGUUGAUUAUUUUCAUUAAUGCUAUAGUCCUAUAUUGCUAUUGUCUAGAAUAUAGGUGCUUUCAUUGCAUUUCAAAAGGCCGCCGGUGAUUUAUAGGCGAACAGUUGUGAUUAUAUUCGUCUUAGGCAUUCUAGCGCAAGCCUCCUUAUUAUGUAUCAUGUGUAAAUAUUAAUAAUUACAUUAUGUAUGGUUAGCAUCAUCUAGAUACAACGCACGCGUGUAAAUUUGGUUUAAGUCAUCAGUUCCCCUCUAGCACCAUAAUGUUAUUUUAUAAUGAACACAUGAUGGAGAAUGGACUGGAUGGAAAUUGGCAUUGUUGUAAUAUAGUUUAUAUAAUAUACAUGUAAAAAACGAGGUAACUUCUACAGCAGCAAUUUUAAACGGAAAACAUUAUUUGCAAGCUUUACUGUAACUCCACCCAUAAACUAUAUUUACCUAUUUGGCAAUAUUGGGUUUUGAUCCCCAUCAGUGGAUGGCUAUGGACUGUCGGCCUGUAGCUGUUGGGGGGAUAAGCUCAAUUUGACCAAAUAGGCAUAUCUAUACAUCUCACAACAAAAAUCCAAUCAUCUCUUAAGAAGUUACUUUCUUCCAAUCAUGCAAAAAUCAAAACAAUCUAUGAAGAUACCCCCCUUCUUAUUAUAUAAUGCUAUAUAUUAUAAUAUUAUAUAAUAUAUAUAUUUGUUGUAUGUAAAUAUGUUUAAGUUUGUUUACCUGUUUAUGUAAGGAGAGGACUUAUAUAGGCUCUGCCUGAUGUCCAAUCCUAUAUUGAUAUUAACAUCAGUCAACAAAAUAUGUUGAAAUUGAAAGGUCAUCGAAAGACAGCGCAAUACACUUGUAAAUAUUUGUAAUUACUAUUAGGUUAUAUAAUGAUUGUUAUGUAACACUGGUUUACAUAGUUCAUGAACAGAUAGGGUUCUAUUGCUGGUACAAACAAGGCCACACAUUCAGAAGUUCUGUUUCCUUCAUACGUCAUAUGUUGACAGACAGGUAUUUUUUAGGAAGUCGUUCCUAUUAUUCCAACAUAGGUGUUUGCGUGAUGUCAGGGACUUCCUUUAUUAACAACAUCAAUAUCAUACCAAGAGUUUCGGUACUUUGCAUAUAAUGAUAAAUUUGUCUGAUUUUUCAGAUAAAACACUAGGGUAUGAUGUUUCGCUCAGUGGGAACGCAGUGCGCUCACACCCAUUAGAAAUGUAUCUCAACAUCGGAACAAUAAAUACAGUAGUGACCUUGUCACGACCAGAUGGAUUUCAGGUUGGAAUCUGUUUUGCACCGAUCGGUGGAGUAAGUGGGCGAUGUACUACAGGUUUAACACAGGAUUUAACAACUGGAAUAACUACAUACAGUAUAACAUCUGUAUCACGGACCACAGAUCAAGGUGUUUUGACAAGUUCAUAUGGGAGUGACACUGGAAGUAUUAAUAUUACGGUUUUAACCAUUCCUACAGUAAACGUAAGCGAAUCAGUAUCCUCUAUGACAUUAUCGUCCGGUACCAUUAAUACCAAACGUUUGAACAUCAGUGUGACGUGUGCAUAUUCAGCAGUCUCACUUGGCUUGUCAUUUGUGCCGACUGGAGGAGGCACUGCAAUCGAUGCCCCAUCAUCAACAUCAACAUGUACCUCUACUGGUAACACAGGGUGUACUGACACAGAUGCCAACAGUUACACCUGUGACAUUACACCACAACAUGAGGCAACUCUGUCAGCUGGUACAACAUACUACAUACAUGUACAAGAAACAAUUGAUCUUGAUGGUCAGUACCAAUCUCAAUGACUAAACUCUAUCAUUACUGAUACAGAGAUAAUGGUACAAGAUUAUACAACCUUGCCCUAACCUAACAGGUGUAAUUCUAAACUGUGUCCAUUAUGAAAUGAGCAUUACUCCAGAAUCUUACACAGGAAAUAAAUGUUAUGAGGAUGGCA
This is a messenger RNA of Pecten maximus, 2361 nucleotides long. RefSeq lists its product as uncharacterized. Lineage: Eukaryota; Metazoa; Mollusca; Bivalvia; Pectinida; Pectinidae. Bases 1544 to 2212 code for a protein of 222 amino acids. The record is from RefSeq and is a predicted model, not a curated record. The transcript is spliced from 3 exons.